Molecule: messenger RNA, 960 nt
Organism: Lodderomyces jiufengensis
Lineage: Eukaryota; Fungi; Ascomycota; Pichiomycetes; Serinales; Debaryomycetaceae
Gene: COQ3
Product: hexaprenyldihydroxybenzoate methyltransferase
Exons: 1
Coding region: 1-960 (319 amino acids)
Biological process (GO): ubiquinone biosynthetic process
Molecular function (GO): 2-methoxy-6-polyprenyl-1,4-benzoquinol methyltransferase activity
Source: RefSeq, a predicted model, not a curated record
AUGAAUAUACGGAUAUUUCCCAAGUCAUUAAGACAAUGGAGUCAAAUAAGGCAUAUAAGUAAAAGCUCAAUAUGCUCACAUCAAAACACAAGUGGAUUCACCAGUUCCUCACCAUCAGAAAUGACACAUUUUAACGCUUUAGCAUCGUCAUGGUGGGAUGUCAAUGGACCACAAAGAAUAUUACAUAAAAUGAACCUAUUAAGAAUGGAUUUUAUAUAUGAUACUAUUCAGCUGCAUUUAAAAUUAAAUACCAAUGUUGCAUCAGAAGAAGAUGAAAUUUAUAUACCACCUUUCAAUCUUGAUUUAUUACCAACACAGAUCAAAAACAAAAUCAUAGAAGAUCAAAAUUUAAGAAAAGAACAAUUGUUGAAUAUAACUAGAUUAAAUGUGCUAGACGUUGGAUGCGGUGGCGGGAUACUAUCCGAAUCAAUGGCAAGAUUACCAUUUGUUGGAACUGUCAAAGGUAUAGAUUUAUCAUCAGAUGUAUUACAAGCUGCAAACUUACAUAAAUCAAAAGAUCCAAUAUUGACCAAUAAAUUAUCAUAUGAAUUAUGCGCUAUUGAAGAUAUACCAAAAAAUGAAAAAUUCGAUAUAGUCACUAUGUUUGAAGUUUUAGAACAUGUUGAUUAUCCAUCAAGAGUAUUACAAGAAGGAUUAGAGAGGUUAGAUGUGGGAGGUUGGUUAUUUUUAUCAACUAUAAACAGGGACCCUAUAAGUUGGUUUACGACUAUUUUUAUGGGUGAACAUAUACUAAAAAUUGUACCUGUUGGAACUCAUACUUUGGAAAAAUACAUUAAUCAAUAUGAAAUCAAAGAUUGGUUAGAAGAAGAUUCAACAAGAAAACAACAAUAUCAAGUUGCUUCUACGAAGGGUUGUGUCUAUAUACCUGCUUAUGGUUGGAAAUUUACUUCUUGUCCUGAUAUUGGAAAUUACUUCAUGGCCAUUCAACGUGUAAAAUAA